AUGGCAAUAACUGUAUGCUGCAUGAGGACAGGAUUCUGGUGGGUUUUCCAUAUCCUUUUGCUUUUGAUGGUAAUGGCUCUAGAACUCGCAUCCUUAGGGGUUACUAGAUGGUUUAAACAAGGAGAUGAGCCAGAAACUGAUUGGGAAGGAGGCUUAUUGGGUCCAACGCCUGACUCAAACUACUUUUCAGACGCACUGCCUUAUUCAAACAGAUGGGACCGCUGCAACGAUGGCUCAGUCACUGGACAAGAUGGGCUCUGUGAGAUGUGGCACAGUCUUUGGGCGGGUGGAGUAAUCUUCUCUCUACUGAAUUUGCCUUAAAACAUCACAAUUUUAAUAUAAAGCACUUAUUUUUUAUUAUUCUGCCAAUUCUAUAUAAAACAGCAUAAUUUACAUUCUUUUCGAGACAAUUUCACUGUUUUUCAUCUCAGCCACGAUUUUUAUCCUAAUUUUAGACAUGUGUCGAGAAACACGAGCCCUCUGGCUUUCAGUAGUCUUCAUUUGGAACGUGUUGGCCUGGCACUUCUUCGCCUUAGUCAUUUGGUCAGGACUUGCCAUCAUGUACUGGGACGAGGACUGCAAAAGCAUAACAUGGAAUCAUGGACAAAGCCAAGCUAGAGUUUGUGGAAAAGAAGGCCCAGCUAUCUCUUUGGCUUGUGUUUUAUUCAUCCCAUUUGUCGCUUUACUCCAUACCCUUGUAUAUCUAGCUGCGAAAAAACAGCGGCUACAUGAGCCUGAAGGCGAAUUCCCAAUGACAACUAAAGGCGCAGAAUCAGACAGAAUGGCCUCAGAUAACCGAUUUGAAGUGGAACACGAGCACCAUCACCAUCAUCGUCAUCACAAUCAUACAACUAAGGACGCCAACCAAGAAUAA
Messenger RNA from Blepharisma stoltei, 874 nucleotides. The record is from the annotation of a GenBank genome assembly. Lineage: Eukaryota; Ciliophora; Heterotrichea; Heterotrichida; Blepharismidae.